Molecule: messenger RNA, 2674 nt
Organism: Salvelinus fontinalis (brook trout)
Lineage: Eukaryota; Metazoa; Chordata; Actinopteri; Salmoniformes; Salmonidae
Exons: 2
Coding region: 716-2122 (468 amino acids)
Molecular function (GO): metal ion binding; nucleic acid binding; hydrolase activity
Source: RefSeq, a predicted model, not a curated record
AGUUGUAAUCAUAUCUGUAAUGUAUGUGAGGCCUUUGAGACAUCAUACUAAAUAUGUUGACUUGCUGGUCAAGGGAAAUGCAAGUUUUACUUCUUUGAGUUGCUGAUUCAGAGACGCUAAGCCUUGUGGGAUAUUAAUGAAUGUGAACUCAGCAACCGUAAUUCCAGAACAGUCCCACUGUUGUAAUAGUGUGAUGUGUAUCUUCUGACAGACUCUAUGCUGAGUAAAGUCAUGUUUUUAUCCUAAAACGCUGUUCUACCAGAACCAAAGUGUGGAUGCAGUCACUAUUUAGAGCAGUCUAAUCUCAUUAACCCAGAACUAUAGACUUGUGUGAUUAAGUUCUGGGUCCAUACGUGUUUGAAACUACAGGAGGUGAGUCACAUGUUAUUUGUUACAGCAGUUUCCAUGGAAACAUACAGAGGAGUUUAUGCAAAUCAACCCUUUCUGUCUUGACAUCUGAAGGAGGAGUCUCUGAAAACCUAUUUAAAUCAGUCUGUCCUGACUCAGCUCAACAGUCUCCAGUCUACCAACUGGUCUCUGAAAACCUAUUUAAAGCAGUCUGUCCUGACUCAGCUCAGCAGUCUCCAGUCUACCAACUGGUCUCUGUUAUAACUAUUUAAAUCAGUCUGUCCUGACUCAGAUCAGCAGUCUCUCCAGUCUACCAACUGGUCUCUGUAACUUCAUCUUUGUCUCUGUGGUGUACAGUCUUCAGGUGAUGAUGGGGGUAUUGAAUCAUCUCUCUACUCUCCUCCUUCUCUCUCUCCUUCCUCCUGCUCUCUCUCGUGUAGGGGAUAAGUUAAGUGAUGUUCCAGAGUGCACAGAGUUCUUCCUGGAGGGGAAAACUCCAAAUCUCCCAGGUAUUUUGGAUGGUGGGACAGUCCAGAACCAGAGCCGCUACAAGCUGAUUUGCCAGAAGUUCAACAAGACCUACAGCUUUGCAACUCUCUACGACAUGACCAACAGGAUCCCUGUGUUCUCAGCCUACACCUUCACUGGUCCUCCUACAGACCCCACUGGUGAUACAACGUGUACGGGAUCAAAUCAAAUGAAAACCAAACUAGUUGGAACAAAACAGUAUAGACCAAAUCAAAUCAAAACCAAACUAGUUGGAAGAAAACAGUAUAGACCAAAUCAAAUCAAAACCAAACUAGUUGGAACAAAACAGUAUAGACCAAAUCAAAUCAAAACCAAACUAGUUAGAACAAAACAGUAUAGACCAAAUCAACGCUGGAUGAUCGAGCCCCAGCUUGAAGAUAUAGAUAUAAAAGAGAUGAAAACCCAACAUAAGUUGAAGGUGCUUAAUAAUAAUAAAGAUAUAAGAGUCGACCAUCAGGCUGUGGACACAGACUACAAUGCAACAAUAAAGGGCAUGAUUUUGGAGAGGGGUCACCUUUUCCCAUGUUCGUAUGCACCUGAUAAUGAUACCAAGAGGUCCACUUUCACCCUGACAAACAUCGUUCCCCAGGAAAGAGGCUUCAACCGAGGCAGAUGGAUGCAAAUGGAGUGCAACGUCAGAAAAGCUCUUGUGAGUAACUGUAAGGAUAACAACAACAAGAUAGAAGCCUAUGUGGUGACUGGAGCAGUUCCCAACAACAACAACAACACACUGAACAACAGAGUGAACAUCCCAGAUAUCAUGUGGACAGCCUUCUGCUGUGAAACCAGUGAGAAGGACAAGUGGAUGGCCGGAGCACACUGGGGGGAGAACAAAAAGAAGGAACUGAACACAGAAGUAUUGGGCCCCCAUCCCUUGACUGAUCUGUAUGUAAUGUUGAACGACCGUUACCGUGUUGAUGGUGUCCAGGUGUUCCCAGAGAAGUGUUCAAAUGGUGAAAUUCCGACAGAGCUUCGUAAAGACAAAAACAAAAAAUUCUGUGUCUCUCAAAAAACAAAAACAAACUUGAAACGGAAUAAACCUGAUGAUGACGGUGGUGGUGUCCUGCUGUUCCCAGACCUAAAUAAGCGUCUAACUGUUGAUACUCCAAGAGCGCUUCCCCUCAAGGAUGGGGGGGAUGAACAUGAUCAUUGUGUCUAUGAUGAUGACUGUGUCUGUUCCUCUGUUGGGGUCAAAGGUUAUUACCUACCUGUUGUAUUUGUUUCUGUGCUGGUGAUGAUGAUGUAGUAGUGCUUUAGUAGACUACUGUACUACCCUGUUUAAUGUAGACUACUGAACUACCCUGUUUAAUGUAGACUACUGAACUACCCUGUUUAAUGUAGACUACUGUACUGCCCUGUUUAAUGUAGACUACUGUACUACCCUGUUUAAUGUAGACUACUGUACUACCCUGUUUAAUGUAGACUACUGAACUACCCUGUUUAAUGUAGACUACUGAACUACCCUGUUUAAUGUAGACUACUGACCUACCCUGUUUAGUGUAGACUACUGACCUGCUUUAGUAGACUAUUAUUCUUAAAGAUAUAACCCAGUAGCUGAUUUGGUUUUGAGUGUUGAGAUUAGAUUUGACCUGAUCUGAAAUUCAAUCUGUGAUCGACAUCAUACAUGAUAAUUCAAUAACAUAUAUCAUGUUAAUCUCAGGAUCAACUUCAUACAAAAUGUAUUUUGAAACAAAUCUGUAAAAUAAUUACUGCUUAGCCUAGACUCACUUUGCAUGUGAUUACAAUGUUAUUUUAGAAUGUAUAUUUCAUCCUUCUUAUUAAAAAUAAGUAAAUAAUA